AUGAGAAUAAGGAAUGGGACAAUUCCCCAAGAAUUGGCCAAGCUCAGCGAAAUCGAAUCUAUCUUAAGCAAUGAUAAUGAUUAUACUAACGAUGAGAUUCAGAAAUUCAAAACAUUUUCAAAAGAUCAUUUAAAUCUUAGUGCGCAUGUAUUUGCAGAGAUAUGCAAAGUUAGACCAAAGAAAGUUCACGAAAAUGUUAAGUUAUUCUCUUGUUUGGACGAAAAAUUGCAAUUCUUAAUUAUUCAAAGAGCAAAUCCAUUCUUCAAGCAAGAAGUUGCAAAGAAAUUCAACAUAUUUGAGAGAUUUGUCGAUCAGGACAUCUAUACUAAUAUUGAAGACAUUGAAAUUUUCUUUUAUGAUGAUCUUAAUUCUUUCCAGAAUACGAUUUAUAUGAAACGUGUUAAAAAUAUGACAAACGAUACUGUUACUUUCCCUAAUUGCGUCAACAAAAUUGAUCUAGCUGCUUUCCUUGGUGCUUCAAAAAUUUUUAAUUUCUUAUUCAAAGCGGGAAGUGAUUUAUUAAACGUGGAAGCUGCUAUUGCAGGAGGAAAUCAACAGAUUAUCCAGCGACUUAUUACAAAUGGCUUCAAAAUUAAUACCCCAUCUGCAGCAAUUUCAUUUAUUCACAACAAAAUAUUCUCCAAAUUCUUUUGGUACUCUCAGAUAUCGAAUCCGCAAUACAUCACCAUUGAGGAUAUUUUUAAAUACGAUUAUAGAAAGCUUUCUAUUGAGUUUUUCAAGCCAUUUAUUGAAGAUAAGCUUGACAAUAUGUUAGGUGAACUGGUUUUGCGCUGUGUCAACCCAUUCCAGCUCUAUCUUGACUGUCAUUUUAAGAAAUUAUCAAAAUUGAUCAUGGAAAAAUGGGAUUUAUCGGACAUAAAGGACCUGAACUACGCAUUCUCAAAAUGUUUGCAUCGAGGAAAGGUUUAUUUUAUUGAAUUCUUCUUAAAUUCUCCGUUUUGUGACAUAACUAAACUGGAUAGCAAGUUAUUGAUGCAGGCAAAGCUAAAUUAUCCUAAUUUGACUACACUUGUUGAUCAGAAACUAAGUCUUCCAUUGGAAUUUCCUCUUUCCCUUUUUGAUUAUCAGCAAUUAUGCCUGAAAUACAUCAAAACGAAAGACCAAUCAUUAAUUCUACAGAUAUUUGAUCAGAAAUACGCUGAGAAUCAGCUUUAUAUCAAUGUUUUGUGCAAAUAUAUCUUGGAUUAUGAAUUUGAGAUUCCGAAGCUUGAAAUCUCCACCAAAUUAUUAGAAAAACUUACCCCUGAGUGUGUUUUUCUUAUUGCAAUACCUAAUUCUCCAAACAAAGAUAUUUUUGAAUAUUUCAAACGAAUUGGAUUCAAAAAUCUAGACGAAAAUAAUCUUCUCCAGUCUGUUAUCGUCUCGGAUCAGUUCGAAAAUGUCUUUGGAUUCAAUUUCGCUCUGAAUUUUAUCAAAAAGUUUGAUUUCUCCAAAUAUUUUGAUAAGAGGAAGUUCACUAUUGAAGAGAGAAAGCUCUUGACAGCGGAAAUUGUUAACAACAACAUCCAGAGUUUGAUUGUUUCAAUGGCCAAUAACAACGACAUGAGAUUCCACAUGAAUAUCAGGAUGUUUGGCGAAAACCAAGAUAAUACAUCGUAUCUGAAGAAUGUUACUCUAUUUGAAGACGAAAUAAAUUAUAUGAGGAAAAAUAUGCCACAAAAGAUCAAUAUAAUUGUUUCCGAUGUCGAAAACAGAGAAAAGUUGAUAUGUUUUGACAUUGUUAAGUCAACUCCAUUCGAAAAUAUCGGAAAUUAUCUUGAAGAUCACAUUAUUGACACCAAAAGUGCCCAACUCAUUGCCGAAAAGAUGACAACGGAUGUUGUAAAGUCGGGGAACAAGAUCAUUUGGAGAAAAGAGCUAUAUCCUUAUUUAGAUUGCAGUUUCUUGAUGGAAAUAUUCAAAAUCACGCAUUCCCAGUUCUGUCUGGCAGAAAUUUUGAAGAAGAAAAGCAAAAGUGAGUUCGAAAAUGAAAUACUUCAAAUAGUUUGCCAAAAAAGUGACGAUUAUUCUGCCACGAUAUCCCAAAACAAAGAAAAUUAUUCUGAGGAAGGUAUCGUCGAAUUGCUGUUCAAGGCAAAUAUUGACAUUCUUCCUGAUGAUUAUGAUGUGAGUACUGAACUCCUCGAGAAAGCCAUUAAUACGCAAAAUGAUUUUGCAUUUCAGGGUCUGACAAAGUAUGGUAAAACCCAUGAUGCUGUAAUGAGUAUAUUGCAAAAGGCAAAAGCAGAAAAUAAUGGUUUGGUCGUGAAUUUCAUCAAAAAAUUCAACUUUAAUUAA
Molecule: messenger RNA, 2298 nt
Organism: Trichomonas vaginalis G3
Lineage: Eukaryota; Parabasalia; Trichomonadida; Trichomonadidae
Exons: 1
Coding region: 1-2298 (765 amino acids)
Source: RefSeq, a predicted model, not a curated record